Actinia tenebrosa (Australian red waratah sea anemone) is the source of this 1180-nucleotide messenger RNA. RefSeq lists its product as uncharacterized. The record is from RefSeq and is a predicted model, not a curated record. Lineage: Eukaryota; Metazoa; Cnidaria; Anthozoa; Actiniaria; Actiniidae.
CCUUUCAACAAGAUGGGGGACAAGAAGUAUGUCGAAUGUUCUGAAAAAAUUGGGUCUUGGCCACGCGAUCAGCACUUUUGAACAUGAGAAAAAAUAACCCCCGACAUUGUUUGCAAACUUUCAACUAAAAAUCUGGAAACUCUUGGGAUUAUUAACCCCUCUGACAUGAUGAAUUUACGACAACAAUGUUCAACUUAUGGAGGUCAGAAACCACCAGCAGUCCAAACCGGAAUGGGUAGCUCCUAUUCGUAUGAUAUACCAAAGGAGAUGCUGGAAUCGUUUAUAGAAGAAGGGUUUUCCAUAGCGGAGAUUGCAUUGAUGUUUUCAGUAUCAGAGAGCACUAUAUACCACAGAAUGAGAAGCUACAACUUGAGCACACUAAACGUUUCUGACAUCUCUGACGAUGAACUCGAUGUACAUAUGGUAAACAUAGCCAAUGGAUUCCCCCGCUGUGGUGAAACAAUAGUAAAAGAUGAUUUACAUAUAGCAGCAUUGCAUCAUGUUUUCAAACCCGAAAUCAACAGAAGAAUGGAAGUAUGGAGAUCAGCAUGAUCUAAUUACAGAAUGCGUACCUCAAAGUCAAGUCCUCUUAGGAUGUGGAUUAGUGGUCAAAUGCAAAACCCACUUGGAAUAGAAGUCACAGAGGAGGAUAUUUUCUAUUACGGUGUUGAAGGAGACUGCAGAGACUUUUCAGCCGAAGAGGAUGAACGACUUAUUUUGUGUCCACCAUCAUUUGCACUUUUACCUGCUUGUCAGGAAAUGCUCAAUUCAGCUGUACUUAAAGUAGAGUGUUCUUCAAACUAUGGAAUCGAUGAGUACCUACAUGCACUAGAUAUCAUAAAACAGUUUCAUGCUGUAGCAUAAAAUACAUUUAAAAAUUCUCAAAAAGGCUCGGGCAUGAAUCUUAAAAUGCAAGCCACUUCAGGAUAUCGGUGCACAAGUGUGCAAUCCGGGACUUUACAUGAUGAUGAUUAAUGAAUGAUUAAUGAAAAGGGACUUAACCACGAAGGGAGUGUGCUUCUUCGGUAUUUCUUUCAGAGAAAUGUUUUCAUGAGCGAACAAUCACUUUGUUCAAGUAUUACAUAUGCCUGGGCAUGAGUACACGCUCUCAGAGUGUAUAGUUUAAAAUAUAAUGGUAUUCAAAGAGUUUAUGGAAAGAUAAAUAACACCCCCCUAAAAA